AUGCAAAAAAUUGAGUGUUACCUCAAGUCUCUUGAGUUGAUCGUUGAUACAGAGAGUGGUCAAAGGCGCGAAAAAGCUUUGGAACUUCUUAAACUUUAUAAAUUGGCAAGUAUUCGUGAAAGUUUUUUUUUAAGGAUAGGUAGCGUGGUAGGGGUCUUCUCGAUGUCUAUCAUUCAAGUCUUCUCGAUGAGCUACGAAAGCAGUGUUGGAGCACAGUGGAAGGAAAUUACCACCUCAGAGGUUAAAGAUAAGCCGAAACUUAAACAUUCUCUUGUGGAAUUGUUGAAAAGUGCACAGUUG
Messenger RNA from Dentiscutata erythropus, 300 nucleotides. NCBI's taxonomy places the organism in Eukaryota, Fungi, Glomeromycota, Glomeromycetes, Diversisporales, Gigasporaceae. The record is from the annotation of a GenBank genome assembly.